AUUGGCCAGCUGCCGGCUUAAAUGCGCAUAUAAAAAGACAGUUCGCUCAGCAAUCGACAAUCAGUUCACAGCCAACGCUCAAAGUGAGAACUAGAACUUGUUUUUAAAAACUUACAAUAAACAACAAAAACAUAAUCAAAAUGAAAUUCUUCACCGUAGCCGUUGUACUCGCCUUCGUCGCCGUCGCUGCUGCACAAGACGGUGGUCUCAAAUUGAGCGAAGAGCAAAAGCAAAAGGUGCACACUUUGGGCGCCGAGUGUCUGAAGGAAACCGGCGCUUCCGAGGAAGCUGUACGCGCUGUCGGCAAAGGUGAUUUCAGUCAAGUCGAUGGCAACGUGAAAUGCUUUGCCAAGUGUCUGCAAGGAAAAUUGGGUUACUUCGUCGAUGGUAAAGUCAAUGAGGCUGCCGUACAGAGCUCAUUGGGCAAAUUGGUUGGUGAGGAGAAAAUCAAGGCCAUUCAAGCUAAGUGCAAUGGCUUGAAGGGUACCGAUGAUUGUGACACCGCUUUCCAAUUGCACAAAUGUUAUGCGACCGAGAAUGCAUCCAUCCUUGUUUAAAUAUCAUCAAUCGUCAAAAAAGUAUUAGUAGUUAUGCCGGAAAUAUGUAUAUUAUAAGAAGAAUACUCUUAAGACACUCCAAUAUGUGGCAAAUAAAAUACGUGCACCUUUCAUGUUUGAAAAGUUAAA
This is a messenger RNA of Zeugodacus cucurbitae (melon fly), 686 nucleotides long. Its product is annotated as general odorant-binding protein 56d. The transcript has 2 exons. Bases 141 to 557 code for a protein of 138 amino acids. Gene Ontology annotation, molecular function: odorant binding. The record is from RefSeq and is a predicted model, not a curated record. NCBI's taxonomy places the organism in Eukaryota, Metazoa, Arthropoda, Insecta, Diptera, Tephritidae. Gene Ontology annotation, biological process: sensory perception of smell.